Cajanus cajan (pigeon pea) is the source of this 2727-nucleotide messenger RNA. The record is from RefSeq and is a predicted model, not a curated record. Lineage: Eukaryota; Viridiplantae; Streptophyta; Magnoliopsida; Fabales; Fabaceae.
UAAAAAAAGAAAAGAAAAAAAAAACGGGUUUAUCCGUAAACCCAAAGAAAUGUUGGAUGAUUAAAUCAGAGCAGCAGCAACCAAAAGCAAAGUCACCACAAUCUCUAACCUUCAAAUUCAAAGCAAUCUAUUGCUACCAACACUAGAGCUUCAACUCGCAGACAGUUUUUUGUUUGACGCCGAAAAUGAAGCUAUCGGCGUUGCAGCAGAGCUACCUCACGCGCCGGGCCAACAGCUUCAGAGGAUCGGCGCAGCUCGAUUCCUCCGGCGACGCCGCGGUGAAGUCGCCGGCGGCCAUUUUCUGGCUCGUAAUCCACGGCGUCUGCUGCCUCAUCAGCCUCGUCCUCGGCUUCCGCUUCUCGCGCCUCGUCUUCUUCUUCCUCUUCUCCGCGAACCUCUACACCGCGCCGUUCCGCGGCGGCGCGGAAGUCGCCGCGCCGCUGGACGUGCCGCCUCCGGCGAACCGGACGGUGGCGAGCCGCGUGGUGGUCGGGCGGCACGGGAUCCGAAUCCGGCCGUGGCCGCAUCCGGAUCCGGUGGAGGUGAUGAAGGCGCACAGCAUAAUCGAGAGGGUUCAGAGGGAGCAGAGGACGCUGUUCGGAGUGAAGAACCCUAGAACGGUGAUUGCGGUGACGCCGACGUACGUUCGCACGUUCCAGACGCUGCAUUUGACCGGUGUGAUGCACGCGCUCAUGGUUGUGCCGUACGAUCUGGUUUGGAUCGUGGUGGAGGCCGGUGGAGUCACCAACGAAACCGCUUCAAUUAUCGCAAAGUCUGGCCUCAGAACAAUCCACGUUGGAUUUUCCCAGCGAAUGCCGAAUUCGUGGGAAGCUAGGCAUAAACUGGAGUCUCGGAUGCGGCUUCAAGCUUUGAGAAUUGUGAGCAAAGAGAAGCUGGAUGGAGUUGUGGUUUUUGCUGAUGAUAGUAAUAUGCAUAGUAUGGAGUUAUUUGAUGAGGCGCAGAAUGUGAAAUGGAUCGGGGCUGUUUCGGUUGGAAUAUUGCUUCAUUCGGAGGAGCCUUCGGCCAUGGUUCAAAGAGAGGAGGAGGGUGUGUCUGUACCUGUGCAGGGUCCUGCUUGUAAUGCUACGGAUAAAUUUGUUGGGUGGCACACCUUCAAUUCAUUGCUGUAUACUGGGAGAAGCGCGGUUUAUGUUGAUGACAGGGCGCCUGUGCUGCCCAGAAAGCUUGAGUGGUCUGGGUUUGUGUUGAAUUCCAGGUUGGUUUGGAAGGAUGUUGAUGGUAAGCCAGAGUGGGUUAAGGAUCUUGAUGCAUUGGGUGGGGUUGAUGAAGAGAUAGAAAGCCCAUUGUCCUUGCUCAAGAGCAGCUCUGUGGUGGAGCCGCUUGGGAAUUGUGGACGGCAAGUUUUGCUUUGGUGGCUGCGGGUUGAAGCUCGUACAGACAGCAAAUUUCCUUCUCGGUGGUUGUCCUCAAGGGGUUACUAAAUUUAAGUGUUGAAACGGUGUAGCAUGGUUGAGGGAGGGAUUCCAUUAGAGGCACCUUGGUUGUUUAAUUAUCUAGACUAUAUUUGGUGUAGAAUUGCAGGUUGUCUAAGUCAUUAGUAUCUGUCUUAACUGAAAGAAUCAAAAUCAUCCCAAGGAGGUUGGAGUAUGAGGAAGCCAUAAUCUCUAGUUGUCUGUUUAGUUAAUAUAUAUAAUUGGUUAUAAUGAUGGAGGAGUUGAUGCUAGGGACUUCACUAGCACCCUAGCACGGGAUUCAUUGAAUUCCUGGUGUUACAUAUGGGAUCAAUGGUAAUAACUUAAACAUAAUUUAAUGCUUAGGUGGCCUGUUCAAUGACUUCGCUACAGCAGGUGCCUUUAUCUCUCUUAACUCUGAAGUGGUGUUUUUGUUUUCGCUUUAAAUGUCAAAAUUCAAAUAACACCAAACUAUACAUGCUGGUGUAUCAGAUUGAAGUUAUUGGUUAACGUCUAAUAUUGCAUACACUUCAGCCCGAUCACUCGUCAAUGACACAUAAGACUUUGUUGUGCAUGUUUGGAGUGGGAUCUUUGCAUUCUUUUUGAUAGAAUAUUUUGUUAUAUUUAAGAAGUUUCCAAAGGUUGAGUUGGAAAAAGGGACGUCGAGACCUUACUUGUGUUAUUUAAGGCUGCCACAUUUUUCCUUGGCCUCUUUUCUUAAUCUAGUCAACUUUUGCUGAUUGCAAAAUAUUUCUGGCUUCUGAAAUUUUUCUUCCCCUGAUAAACCAAAGCUAUUUGUCAAAUAUGUUGUAUUUGUGGUUUUAUUUCCAAAGGGUCUUUUUUAGCUUUGAGAACAUGAGCACUUAAAAAAAAGUCGUGUGCAUUUUUCUUCAAAUCUUGACCAUUCAAAUAUGAUAUUAUUAGUUUAUAUUUGUAGCUUUUAUUUCUUACUAUAAAAAUAGUUCUGAUAAGCUCUCUAUUAGAGGAAUAUUAUGAGAAAUGAUAACUAUUAGUCUAGGUCAUGCAACCAGUUUCCACAUUUUUUUUACAAAAUUGUUACAUUCUGAUUUUAACUGUUACAGAAAAUAAGAGGGAAAUAAAGUUAAUUUUGUAAUUUUAUAAGCAAAAAAAAAAAAAGAACACAAUGUAUUCCCGAAUCAAUCUAGUCCUAAAAUUUCCUCAGGAUGUAUGGAAUUUAUUUAUGGUCUCAUAUGAGGCAGAUUUUUGUGCUUGUAAUUUGAGAUGUGGCAUCCAACAGAUAUAGUAAUCUAUAUUGGGACAUUGUUGUCCAAAAUCCCUGACAGUAUGAUUCUAU